Molecule: messenger RNA, 2841 nt
Organism: Rhipicephalus sanguineus (brown dog tick)
Lineage: Eukaryota; Metazoa; Arthropoda; Arachnida; Ixodida; Ixodidae
Exons: 2
Coding region: 37-2037 (666 amino acids)
Biological process (GO): cell surface receptor signaling pathway; G protein-coupled receptor signaling pathway
Cellular component (GO): membrane
Molecular function (GO): G protein-coupled receptor activity
Source: RefSeq, a predicted model, not a curated record
AGACGAGUGAUGGUGGAGGACACCGCUUGAUGAAGUAUGAGGCGUUGCUCCACGUCGAUUGCUCGGUUGCUUUGCGCACUGUCAGCGACACUUUUGAAGCCCGGUGGAGUAGUCGCGGAAGAGUGCAACGCCACCUUGCCUUGGACGGUGUCCAGAGGCACCUACGAGGACAUUGAGGACGUCGCAUUCGAGUCGUUGAUGCGGUGCCCGGCCAACUUGCACGGAUGCUCUAACGACCUAUUGAGCUGCGAGCCCGGGACAUACGUUGUCACCUGUUCGUGCGCGCCAAACUGCAGAGUGUACAGGGACUGCUGCUGGGACGUGGAGUUCUUACCGGAGGACGAGACCGAAUUUCCGGAGAUCUCCUGCGUACCGGUUCAAGUCUCAACUCGGCUGAUAAAGCACGUUUCCAUGGUAGUUGGAUGCCUGCCAUCAUGGCCGCAAGACGAGGUGAGGACGGCGUGCGAGAACGGGCACUCGUUUAACGAGACCUUCCAUCACAUACCGGCGACAAGCAUCAAUCACGUCACUUACAGAAAUGGCUUCUGCGCGCUCUGCAACAACGAUGUCGCGAACGCCACCUUCUGGGACGCCAUAUCGAUGGGAUCAAGAAAACCUGUCCGUGCACUCCUGCCCCAAGUUGUAAGCGGCGAUCCCGAGCUGUACCUGAGACCAUGCGUCUCGGACAAACCCGAUGACGCGUGCGAUCAACAUGUCGGCGAGCACAUCUCGGGCACGUGCAAGACCUACUACGCACCCAUCAGCGACGCGGAAAAUCCACGCUAUCCCACCUAUCGGAAUGUGUACUGUGCCACGUGCAACGGCGCCAACGUGUCCCGACUGUCUUGCAGCCAAACGAGGCAGGUGUCCAACUUCACAGUACCCAAGCGCUGGCGCCCCACCGGACAAAAGAGACCAGCUUCUGCCCACCCUCCAAACCUGGCAGCCAUAUUCAAGCCCGUGGUUAGUACUCCGACGUGCUACGCCGAGCACGACGGUCACUGCUACAUCAGGGAGGCCCCGAACCUGAAGAAAAAAGACCUCCUAAUGCUACGCCGCGGAAACAGACUCACGAACGGAACGAUACCUACUCACCCUGUCGGUGGUCACAAUGCCGACGCAUCACCCAACGCGUACUUCAAUGUCUACAACUACGUAACGGUCAUCUGCAUGUCCGUGUCCGUAUGCUGCCUCGCGCUCAAGGUCGUCGUCUUCUGUGCUUACAAGGGAUCCCGAAGCUUCUCGUCCAAGUGUACUCUGUGUCUUUCGGUCACGCUGAUGAUCACGCAGCUGCUGUACUUGUUCACAAGCUUCGUCGACGUACAUGGGGUGGAGUGCAUGGUUGUUGCCGUACUCGUCCACUACGGCUUCCUAUCGACCUUCUGCUGGACCGGCGUACUGUCUUACGACAUCUGCAGCAACAUCACUUCCGCUAAGCUCUCGUCGGCUCGCGACCGGACUCUCGCUCUCUACACCACGCUGUCCUGGAGCCUACCGUUAGUUGUCGUCGCCUCGGCUCUUCUGGUGCACUGCCUGACUCCGGAUUCCGAAGUAUCGCCCAGAUACGGAACCGUCACUUGCUGGAUCGGCACCCUUUGGGGUUUAGUGUUGUACUUCUUGGUUCCCAUGGCAACGCUCACGCUCUUCUCUCUCUUCGUGUACCUGAAGACCGUCUUCUACAUCCGCGACAUCGCGUCCGGCGCUGCGGGCGUCCGAGAGGGUCAAGACGUGAACGCCAGCGCGGACUGCGAGCGUAAGCGACACCGAACCCGCAUGGCGCUGUUCUGCCGCCUCGCGCUCAUCAUGGGAGCCGCGUGGAUGGUCGCCUUCCUGGGCACGUUCGUGCCUUUUGCCGAGAUUGACGUCGUAGUGAACUUUCUCGUCGGACUACAAGGGGUGUACUUGUUCGUUGCUUUCAAGGACUACCGCUAUAUCUGGGCGUCGAUUGCUGGGCGCCAGAAAGUGGCCGUUAAUGGCAGCCGUGGGACCUCCCAAACCAUCGUCGCCUCUUCAAAGAAGAGCUGCACUUCAGAAUGACAAUGUUCGUCAGCAAAAGGAGUACGCCUGACUCCGUUUGCUAUUAGACUCAUCUUUUAAAAAAUAUUUAACUUCUUUCAUUCCCAUUUUCACUUUACAGCAUAGUUUUCAUCUUGAAAAAAUUGGAGGACGCUUGAGCUUCGCCUCCAAGAGUAGAACGCGACAGCGUAAUCAGGCUCCAUAAGCAUAGCCUUUUCUCAAUAGCUAGCCUGCCUUCACUUCUCGGUGGACGCCGUGCCGCAAGGAAAGGGACGCCUGUGCGCGUAACGUCGGCCGUUUUAGACUAUCCUAGAAUGCCUACUGCGAGUAUAGACCUUAUGCAAAAUUGCUGCCCUCUGUCGGAGGUUUGACGAAACUACCGAUUCGGCGCCAUGUUGGAGGCUUGUGUCCGAAUCGUAUUGCUAUCGCUGCUAUAACUUCUUGUGUGUACCUUAGUUGAUAGUCGGCAACCGGGGCAUAAAAACGUCAGACGAGCCCUGCACACGUUACCGGCAUUUCCGAAUUUUUACGUUGGCAAUUAUUACGUGUCAAGAACUGCGUCGCAACAAGAAGAAAGGACAUGUUUGUCACCGAGUCACGUGUAAGCCUGUCUUCGUUGAGAAUGAAGCUUUGCGCUUGGUUAUAAAUUUUGUCUGUUUAUAGUGCAGCGAAUGAAGCGUUGUUAGCUAUCGGAAUACCAUGCAUGUAGUGCAUUAUUGGUGGGAGGAGGCAUUAGCGCGCGACGCGGCUGGGCACAGCGAUGACGGUAAGAAAGUGCUGUUGUCCCACUUCAAAGCGUAUUUCAUAAGGAACAGCCUAAUGUAU